Molecule: messenger RNA, 603 nt
Organism: Saimiri boliviensis boliviensis (Bolivian squirrel monkey)
Lineage: Eukaryota; Metazoa; Chordata; Mammalia; Primates; Cebidae
Source: RefSeq, a predicted model, not a curated record
AUGAAUGAUAGCGCUGCGGGCCCCAGCAAGUCUCAGCUUGGAGAAUUGAGUCAGCGUGCCUGCGUAGAAUCUAGAACAACAGGCACUUCAGUGGAAUUUGGGAAGGGCACGUCCCCUGUCCUGUCACCAAUCCUGGUGCUUCAUCGUCCUUUAAAAUCCAAAUGGGGUGAUCAGGUGUUCUUCUUCUGUGUCCUCUGGUCUUCUAGCAUCCUGGAUAGGCCACGGAUGUUUAGAAAGAGUGACUCCACCCUGCCCCAGCCUAAGAUGAUGGCUCAUUUAUCAAGACCAGGCUGGAGGCUCAGCCACCAGAGCUUCUGUUGUUUGGGAGGAAGGCUGCCAGCAGCAGAUGUUUGUCCUCGCCUCAGCUCCCUGCAGCCUUUGAGCUCCAUCUGCCGCGCACUCAGGCACAGCUGCCAGUGUUUCCCCUCCGUACUCACCUUUCACCUCUCACGGAGGCCAGGGCUUCAUGUACCUGGGCCCAAAAGGGAGAUGGCGGCCCAGACCGUGCGACUCUGGUGCCACGAUCCUUCCCAGCAGCUCGCUGGGCAUCUUUCUGCACUAGCCUGCCAGCAUGCUGGAAGCAGCUCCAGUCGAGGUUGUUGA